AUGGAAUAUUUGGAUGGUUACUACACAAUCCCUGAGAAUUCUUCAACACAAGUCCAACAACAAAUAUAUACAGCCAUGGAUAAAAUGCAUCAAAAAGAUUAUGUUCAUGAUGAUAUAUGUGAUCAGAAUAUACUUAUCAAAUACAGCAAUGAUUAUGAUUGGGCUGAUGAGAAUGGAAAAACAAUCUAUCUUGCAUUUCUGAACCUUGGAAUUCCUCAUUAUCAUGAUGCCAGCCCAGGUGAUUUCAUUAUGAAAGAACAUGAUGAUGGAUUUAUGGUGAACAAAUACAAAAAUUAA
Entrophospora candida is the source of this 297-nucleotide messenger RNA. The record is from the annotation of a GenBank genome assembly. Lineage: Eukaryota; Fungi; Glomeromycota; Glomeromycetes; Entrophosporales; Entrophosporaceae.